AUGCAUAUUCUGCUGGUCAACGACGACGGGCCACCCAACAAACGUCUCUCGCCCUACGUGCGCCCGCUCGUGGACGAGCUCCACGCCGUCGGUCACCAAGUCUCGGUCGCCAUCCCUGCCGCCUCGCGCUCCUGGAUCGGCAAAGCCCACCUGAUCGAAGCCUCGCUGACCGCAAGUUUCGUACACCCGGACUCCUUCCGCGACGACGGUUCCUGGGACGAGCACUACGAGCCCAGCCCGGAAUCCGCGCACCUGCUCGACUGGGUCGUGAUCCAGAACGGCACCCCGGCGAGCUGCGCCCAACUCGGCCUAUACAGUCUCUUCCCGGACCGCCCGCCCAUCGACCUGGUAAUUUCAGGCCCUAACCACGGCCGCAACGCUUCAACCAUCUACAAUCUGUCCUCGGGCACCGUCGGCGGCGCCCUCGAGGCCGUGUUCUGCGGCCAGCGUGGCAUUGCCAUCUCCUUCGGCAGCAAAGAUCCCCAGCCCGCCGACGUCAUUGCCGCGGCGUCACGGCUGGCCGUGCGCAUCGUGGACCACCUGGUGCGCAAGUGGGACGAACGCGUUGAGCUGUAUAACCUGAAUAUCCCAAUGCGCCUCGACGUCGAGACCCAGCCCGUGCAGUACACCCGCACCCUGCCGUACUACUGGUCGCGCGGCUGUCUGUAUGCCGAGGAUGGCGCCGAGCCGAACAGCGAGCUGGCGAAUGGUACAACGAACGGUGUCCACAAAGAGCAGCGGAAUGGCAGUAUGGUGAAUGGCCUCAACGGGCAUGUCGAGGUGGAGAAGCCGCGCCGCAAACAGCGCCACUUCAAGUGGUCGGCUGACUUAUCUGAUAUGAAGAAAAGGCUCCAGGAGAGCGAGGAGGGGACGGAUGCGCAUACUGUCUUGAACGGAGCGACCAGCGUGACCGCUCUCCGUGCCAACUUCUGGCACGUCCCCGGUCUGGACGGCCCGCUGCAUCUGGAUCAAUAA
Molecule: messenger RNA, 975 nt
Organism: Penicillium canariense
Lineage: Eukaryota; Fungi; Ascomycota; Eurotiomycetes; Eurotiales; Aspergillaceae
Product: 5'/3'-nucleotidase SurE
Exons: 3
Coding region: 1-975 (324 amino acids)
Cellular component (GO): P-body
Molecular function (GO): hydrolase activity
Source: RefSeq, a predicted model, not a curated record